CGGCAGAGCCUAAACGAAAAAGCCAGCACGUGCUAAAUCGGAGGACGUUGGACAUUUUUACACGGUACCCUGCCAAGCUGAGGCCAUUCGGUCAUUUUUCCAAAUCGCAGUAGGAAGUAAAUUCAAGCAAAAUGCCACAAGGGAAAAAAAAAAUGAAAAUUCAAGUUCUGGGCAGGAAGAGUGCAAAGCAUUCCCAUAUGAAAAAGAAGGCAACAGCUGUAAAGAAAGGCCGGUAUAUUGCUCCUAAGAAAGCUAAGGAAGUCAAGAUGUCCAAAUUGAAGAAGAAUCUGCAGAAGGCAAUUGAUAGCAAUAAUGAGAAGGAAGUGGUUGCUAUGGCAGCUGCAAGGGAACCAAGGCCUAUGAAGGUGUUGAAUCUUCCAUCGCCAGAUCUAGGAGGAAAAAAGAGUACCAAAAAGAAAUGAACAGAUGCCUCUCAGAACUGUAAUUGAUGCUGAAUUUAUUUAUUAAACAGAAAUCCAGAAGUAGGUGUGGAAUGGAAGGAGAGGAUCGAAUUGUUUCAUAGUACAUAUUUUAAAACAUUUUCAGUUGUCGAAUUCCAUUUAACAGGUUCUGAUAAUUUUGUCAACUUCAGGUCCAAAGUGGAUCUUAAUGGACGAGAUAAAGAUGACUCUGAACAUUAUCAGAAGACAGUUUUUAUUCUUCAUAAAUUCUAAACUGGCUUUUUAUUAAUAAUGACAUCUGUGCCAUUUUUGUACAAAACUGUAAUUAUUUCAUACUCUGACAUCAAGGAGAUGCAGUGCUUAUUGCAGAAUUAGUUGUUGGUUGAUCUUAACAGAAAUUCCUGUUUACUCAGAUGUACAGGUUUAGAGAUAAACAUAAACAUACAGUGUCUGUCAGUUGGUUGCAAUUGAA
Messenger RNA from Acanthaster planci (crown-of-thorns starfish), 873 nucleotides. Its product is annotated as leydig cell tumor 10 kDa protein homolog. The record is from RefSeq and is a predicted model, not a curated record. NCBI's taxonomy places the organism in Eukaryota, Metazoa, Echinodermata, Asteroidea, Valvatida, Acanthasteridae.